UUAUUUUCCAUUUUUCAAGUUUAUUUUUCUGCGUUUCUUCCUUUUCCCCCCAAACCCUAAUUUCACAGCCCCUUGAAGAAUUUCUGAAGCAUUGGAAAAUUUUUAAUUUUUAUUUUUAUUUUGGGAAAAAUAAGCCUCGCCAUUGAAGCUCUGUGCAAGCUCUGCCGUGGCUGGGUUUGAGCGGUCAACCAGUUUUUGUUUAGUUUGAAUGAUUCGAACUGCACAACUUUCUGGUUUUGAUCGUUGUUCUUCCGAUACAGUGGCUACAAUUUCUAGGUUUUGCAAAAUUUGAAGUGGUUUUCGUUUCAGCUUUUUUACCUACUCUGAUUUUUCAUGAGUAGGCUUUAAGUUUGAAGUUUGUUGCUAGGGUUUCUGGUUUUUCGGAUUCUUUUUUUUUUUUUUGGUUAUGUAAAUGGAGCAGCAAGAAGAGAUUAGCAGCUCUAGGGAUGCAGUCAAGGGCGAUGAAGCUCCGGCGAGCUUCAUAGUGGCGGCGAGGAGCGAAAACCCCGGCGAAUUGAGUGGAUCAACGAUACCGCCGCCGGCGGUGGCGGCGACGCCGGUUAGCGUGGCGAUGCCCGGUACGAAGGUGAAGAAGAAGAGAGGAAGGCCGAGGAAGUACGGACCCGGUGGGUCGGGUAUGCCGGCAUUAUCACCAAUGCCUAUAUCAGCGUCGAUUCCGCUAACGGGAGAGUUCUCAGCUUGGAAACAGGGCAGAGGGAAGUCUAUUAACUCAUUUAAGAAGAAACAUAAGUUAGAGUUUGGAAGUCCAGGGGAGUGGGCAUCUUACUUUGUUGGAGCAAAUUUCACGCCUCAUGUGAUCACUGUUUAUACUGGCGAGGAUGUUUCAAUGAAGAUUUUUUCUUUUUCUCAACAAGAAUCUAGAGCUGUCUGUGUUCUUUCAGCAAAUGGAGCAAUUUCGAAUGUUACACUUCGGCAGGCUAACUCUUGUGGUGGUACUUUGACAUAUGAGGGUCGUUUUGAAAUACUUUCCUUGACUGGGUCAUUUAUACCUAGUGAUGGUGGGGGAACAAGAAGCAGAUCUGGUGGAAUGAGUGUUUCGUUGGCCGGCCCAGAUGGUCGUGUUUUUGGGGGAGGACUCGCUGGUCUGUUAGUAGCCGCUGGACCUGUUCAGGUUGUGAUUGGCAGUUUUUCACCAGGCCAUCGGCAGGAGCAGAAGCCCAAGAAGCAGCGGUUUGAGCACGCAAUAAAUUUUUCGCUUCCUCCUGCAAACCAUCACCCUGCAGAACCAGCAGAGGUUGUCUAUGGUGGACCAAAGCCAAACUUUACUCCUCCCUCUUCCUUCCAUGGAGAGAAUAUGGGUACUCCAAUCCCCUUCCAGGUCCCAAAGAAUUUAGCAAAUGAAAAUGAAACAUCUUUGCCCCGAGCAGAACCUAAAGGCCCCAACCUACAGGACCGGGAGAUUUCUUGCUGAUCAUGAGUGCCUCAUGUAACUGGGCCUGAGGUGCAUCUCUGCUUCCGUUUAGCAAACUUGAAAUGUUAGGUUUAACCUCCCUUUUCUGAUCCCGAAGUAAUCGCUUCGGCUCCUUCCAUCAUCAGGGGAAUCAGGGGGUUUAGAUGAGACCAGUUUUAAACUGGAUUUGUAUUUGUAGGAGGAACUAGCUAGGUUAGGUCAUCUAUCUAGUAACCUUAUGUUGCAGUUGUUGUCAUCGCAUGUUAUCUGGUGUUGUGGGGGGAACUCUUAGAUGUACGGUGCCUUGUUUGUCAUCCAUCCAACUUCUCUGGACCACCCGAGAGGCUGGAUGUCAAAUUGGAUUUCAUGUUUUUAUUAAGAAAUAACUUCUGUGUUGUGAAUGAAUGAAAUGGAGCAAAUUUAAAGGAAUGCUUGGAGUCCCUUUUCUGGCUCAA
Molecule: messenger RNA, 1866 nt
Organism: Diospyros lotus (date-plum)
Lineage: Eukaryota; Viridiplantae; Streptophyta; Magnoliopsida; Ericales; Ebenaceae
Product: AT-hook motif nuclear-localized protein 3-like
Exons: 5
Coding region: 413-1432 (339 amino acids)
Molecular function (GO): minor groove of adenine-thymine-rich DNA binding
Source: RefSeq, a predicted model, not a curated record